Brassica napus (rape) is the source of this 1992-nucleotide messenger RNA. Its product is annotated as putative F-box/FBD/LRR-repeat protein At5g44950. The transcript is spliced from 5 exons. Bases 218 to 1912 code for a protein of 564 amino acids. Lineage: Eukaryota; Viridiplantae; Streptophyta; Magnoliopsida; Brassicales; Brassicaceae. Gene Ontology annotation, molecular function: protein binding. The record is from RefSeq and is a predicted model, not a curated record.
UAAUUAAAACUCAAACGUACAAUCUAAAAAACUAUAUUUAAUUUGUCAACUAAAAGGUUACCAAAAGAAAUUCAAUUAAUCAGGAGACAAUAUAGAGUUAAAUUUUCAGGAAAUAUAUUUAAAUUAUGCCGUAUAAAAAGCAUAUAAAGCGUUGCUUUUUGUUUCCCACCAAUUGUUCGUCUUCUCCGAUCAUCCUCCUCUUCGUCUCCGAUUGCGAAUGGCUGAACCUUUGGUGCCGUUUGUUUCAUCCCUGCUCAAAACGCAGCAGGACUAUGAUCUUGCUCAUCCUCGGCAGAUUCGUUUCAAUGACACAUCACGUCAAGCUAUGCGAACAAGAAUUAACGUUAUCUUACAACGGAGAGUAACUCCGGGGACUUCUAGUAGAACACUCCAAAUGUUUCUCUCUAUAUACACAGACUAUCUAGAGUCUAAACUGAUGAGCUCGGCGAACUCAGAGGAGGAGUACUCGAAUCCACGUGAUCUUGAAGUUCGCAUACAUUACCUUGAGAAGGAAGUUCAAGAACUAUGGAACCGUCUCCGUGAUUUGAGAUUUUCAGAUAGACUCAGCGCGCUUCCGAACACUUUGAUAACUCAGAUACUCUUGUGCCUUCCCACCAAAGAGUCUAUCAAGACGAGCUUUUUAUCGAAGAGAUUUAAAGAUCUAUGGCUUCAGGUCCCAGGGCUAGAGUUUCACUCCCAUGAACCCCCCGCCAUACGGAACUUCAUCGUCACGUUUUUCCAGAUCAACCGUGGCUCGCGUCUGCAGAGGUUCAAGGUAACGUACAACGGACGCAAUGUUUGUCUCCAUGGGACCAGUGAGUUCAUCGCCGGAGUGGUUAACCGUGGAGUUCAACAACUAGACGUUGGCAGUAGCACACUCAAGCGUCUUCUCACCAACGAUCUCGUACAUGUUAACAUUUACAAGAGCAACACUUUGGUUUCUCUCAAGCUUGCAAACGUGGGAAUGCAGAAUCCUCCUGAGUUUGGUGUUUCUCUGCCUUGUCUCAAGACCAUGCAUCUCGAAGACAUUACCACCAAGGAUCCUUUGAUCGUAGAGAAGCUCAUCUCAGGCUGUCCUGUUCUUGAAGAUCUGACGGUGUUUAGGGUUUUUGAUGACAAUGUGCCUUUCCUGCGUGUGAGAUCUCAGUGUCUGAAGAGGUUCCGUGUGAAGUUUGGGCGCUCCAGGAAGAUUUAUGGUAAAGAGUAUGCUGUUGAGGUUGAUGCUCCGGGGCUCAAGUAUAUGAACUUCAGAGAUGAUCUAUCUGAUAAAGUUGUGGUGAAGAAUCUGAGUUCCUUGUUCAAGGUCGACAUUGAUACACAGUUCGGUACUAGUACCUUGCAGAUCAAGAAAGCUAUUAUCUGUGAUUUUCUAAAAGGGAUACCUAGUGUUAGACAUAUGAUCAUCUCUCAGCCUACACUCGAGGUUCUUUAUUCUUGCAAGGAACAUGGACCGUUCACCAAAUUUUGCAACUUAACUCGUUUUGAGGCUUCGUUCUGCACCGUCUUAUUACAAACUUUGCCAUAUUUUCUUCAAGGUUGCCCGAAGCUGAAACACCUCAAAUUGAACUUGCUUUAUUUGAAGGACUUAGAACCAGAGAACCUUGAGCUUACCGUUGUGCCACAGUGCUUACUAUGUACGCUUGAGUGUGUUGAGGUUAAAGAAGUGGCCACGGUGGAGAAAGCUGGGAAGAAAAGAGCGAGGUACAUCAAGAGAACCAAAGUAUCAAAACACAUGAAGAAGAUUUGGAUUGAAGUUGUGAGGUAUAUUCUUGAGAACUCACUGGUCCUCAAGAAACUCGUUUUGUGUUUCUCUCCUGUCACCAACAGCGUCUUAGAGAUCUCGGAGGCGCUUCCUACGUUCACAAUAGGUUCUCCCGGAUGUGAGAUCUUCAAUCAUCUGACAUCUCUUUGAAGAUCUGUUUAGGAAUAAUAUAUUUUGUUGUGAAAAAAAGGAGUUUGGCCUAGCAUUUUAGAGGAUAUGGUUUUAUGAUU